CGUCAUUUCCCUGCGACUAUCUCUGAGAGAUAGGUCCAUGUGAACAACUUACACCAAAAUUAUCACCAAAGGUUUUUUUAUAUGGGUUGGGUGUGCAAUGGUGACGCCGGCUGCUGAAUUGUGAGAAAACCUUUUCUCUCCUCUUUUGCCUGUGGCCACUGUCCUUGUCUCUCAUACACAAUGGCCAGCCGCCUCUUGGGCAGAUAUGCCAGAUUGCUCUGCAGGGCCUCCUCUCAGGCUCAAGCUGCUGCUACUGCUGCUCGCCUGCCUCCACCUGUGGCUUUGACUGGAGAGGUGCUGAGGGCUCAGGGUUGGCCCAGGGUCACAGAGAGGUUAAUGUGUGAGGGAAGGACAGUUACCAAGGAGGACACCUUUCCAACCAUGCCUACACUCACCCAGCUGGAUGAGUUGGUGGAAAAGGCAUCAGUGCCAGAGGACAUCCUUCAGGCCUGGGUAGAGCAUGGAGGAAAUGGCAAUCAAGCCGCUAAUGCCCUGAUGAAGUGGACUCUCUUGGUGCUUAAGACGAAGGGCAAAUUUAAGGAAUUGAUGGUGGAUUCAAGGCUACUUGAUAUUAUGACUACGGCGUCUCAACAGGUGUCGACAGUGUGGAACGGUAACCUAGUGUCUGCCUUACGAGCUCUCUGGAUCAUGGAUGUGCCCUCCACUGAUUCCGUCCUCGGUUCUGUCCAGACAGAGGUCCUGUGGCGAGUGCGCAGGCUAACCUACAAGCAGCUGGGCUACCUGGCAGAAUGGGGAGCAGACAGGAAGGGUCAGCAAGAUGUGGCAAUAGUGAAUGCUGCAUUAAAACAACUGGAACUGCGCUGGACUGAAAUUGCUGAUGCUAAAACUGUCACUGCAUUGAUGGCCAAAGGACAUCGCAUGUCGCCUACCUUGAUGGACAGAUUAGAGGACAAGGCUUUGGAGCUCGCAGAAGGCUUUUCAGCAGAAGAGAUCCGCAAAGUCUGUGUGUCUUUGGCAGCUCAGAACCGCAGAUGUGUCCCACUGCUCAGAGCUCUGUCUUACCAUCUUCUCCAGAAGCCGUCGUCAGAGUUCACCAAUCAACUUAUAAUGGACAUGGCUUUUGCUUAUGGGAAGUUGAAUUUCCAUAAUUCUCAGGUAUUUCAGCGAAUGGCCUCAGAGUUGUUACCCAGAGUCCCUGAGCUCAACUGUGGUGAUGUCACACGCUGUGCUAAAUCACUGGGCUUCCUCAAGUGGCUCCACCUCCCUCUCUUUGAGGCCUUUGCUGAGCACUACAUAGCAAACAGUGAGAAGUACAAGAUCCUUCAGCUCUGUAAUCUGCUUAUGACUUUUGCCAGACUGGACUUCCAGCCCAGCAAAGCAGAAGAGUUCUUCAGCAAGGUUCACUCUGUGCUGGAGGAGUCUCUCUCUGGCCUGGAGCCGUUCCUGCAGACAGAUGUGGUUUGGUCUCUGUGUGUGCUACAGCAGGCCAAGCCCCACUACCUCACCCCCCUCACACAACCAAAUCAUGUUACCAAACUGUCAGAGGGCAGUGCAGCUCAAGUGGAGGGCUAUCGGCUGAAGCUCCUGCACAUUGCCGCUGCUCUCCAUUUAGAGCAUCCUGGCUCCUCAGAUCCAAAUACUCCAUCCUCCCUGACUGCCCCAUCUGUCAUGGCCAGAGUCUCACCCGUACAGAGCAGCCUAAGGGAGGCACUACAGAGUUUGGUGGGUGGGAAGACAGAGGCCCUUCGCACUGGGGUUGACACUGUGUAUGGAUGGACUAUUGAUGGUGAACUGGUAGUGGAUAGUGACAACAAACCAGUUGACAUGUCGAUGCUGAAAGCCCCUCAUCUAUCCAGCGGAGGAGGAGACCAGGCCUUGCCUGUAGGGGCACGGCGGAUUGCUUUCCUGGCUUGGGAGUUUCCCAACUUUGGCUCAAAGAGUAAAGACCUUCUGGGGCGGUUUGCCAUGAUGAAGCGACAUCUUCAGUUGGCUGGCUUCAUCACAGUGGAGGUACCGUAUUAUGAGUGGCUGGAGCUGAAGACAGACUGGCAGAAAUUGGCAUACCUGAAGGAUAAAUUGGGGAAGGCUGUUGCAGAGGACAUGGCCAAGUGAACUGGGCAAAUUCUUGAUCAAAAUUUGCAGCCUCAGCUAAAUCAGAGCUUUCCCGACCAAAUGGGACCACAGGGAAUACACACAUACACCCACGUUCACACUCAGAGCGGAGCAGCACUGCACAAAAGCUCUCUCAUACAAAUAAAAAAAUAUAUAUAUCAUAUUUUCACUCUGGUUCCCUUGGCAACAUGUGGGGCUUUCCCUGUUUCCAUGGUGAUGAUGAGCAAGAGUUUUGGAGCCAGAGAGAGAGAGAGAGCAACAGAAAUAAACACAACAGUGAAUUGUUCAGUAGAAAUGAUAUGAUCAAGGCCACGUCUGACAUGUCAGAACAGAAGCACCUGGGCCAUUUGGUCAAAAUAUUGUGCUUAAUAUCACCAUGUGAAUAGAUUGGAAUAACUUAACUAUCUCUGAAUGUGUGUGGAGUCGUCUUAUGAUGGAAUAAAUUGUUUUAUUGUG
Messenger RNA from Toxotes jaculatrix (banded archerfish), 2529 nucleotides. RefSeq names its product transforming growth factor beta regulator 4 (gene fastkd4). Bases 181 to 2073 code for a protein of 630 amino acids. The record is from RefSeq and is a predicted model, not a curated record. The transcript is spliced from 11 exons. Gene Ontology annotation, biological process: mitochondrial RNA processing; regulation of mitochondrial mRNA stability. Gene Ontology annotation, molecular function: RNA binding. Gene Ontology annotation, cellular component: mitochondrial matrix; ribonucleoprotein granule. NCBI's taxonomy places the organism in Eukaryota, Metazoa, Chordata, Actinopteri, Toxotidae.